AUGUCGCCAAUCGGCUUCAGUUGUAGAAAUGGCAGCGCUGAGACAGGAGCAUCGGUAUGGGCUCUCCUGUGGCAAAAUCAACAAAAACAACCCGAAUCAAAGUCUUUACCACGUCAAACUGACUGACACGGCUAUCCGGACCCUGGAAGCCUUCCAGAACCUGAAGGCUUCACUAUCAAACCAGCCAGCGAUUUGCUUCAAGGGGAGCCAGGGGUACAUAAAGAUCCCAGCACCAACCACUGAAGCUCCAGAUGGAUUCAGAGUCUUCUCAUUUUACCUUUCCAGAGACAGCAAAGACAAGCCUCAGUCCAGCUUUGACUGCAUUCGGCAGUUUAUCUCAGGGGAGGGCAGGGAUCACCUGGAGAGCCAGGGCAGCAUUCAAGACAAGAUCACUGUUUGUGCCACAGACGAUUCUUACCAGACCACGCGGGAGCGCAUGUCCCAGGUGGAGAAGGACAUCUGGAGCCGCACAGCUAUUGAGAUCAAGCCAGGACCAAGCAAGUGUGUGAAGGUGCAAAGAAAACAAGGCCUGGUCUCCGGCUCCGACAGCAUUAACAAGCACUCCCCGAGCAACAAGAGGCCCCUGCUCCCCAGCCCUGUGGCACAUCGGCCGUUAAGGGAUCGCAUCAUUCAUCUCCUGGCCCUAAAGCCCUACAGAAAGCCUGACAUGCUACUGUGGUUAGAGAGGGAGAGGGCCAGCCCUAAGGACAAGGCUGAUCUGACCUCCGUACUAGAAGAGGUUGGUAAACUGAAUCUUAAAGACAACAGCUACUCUCUGAAGGAUGAGCUUUUUAAACACGUCCAAAGAGACUGGCCUGGAUAUCUGGAAGAGGAGAAGCAACUUAUCCACAGGCUCCUCAUCAGGAAACUUCAGCCACUGCACAGUAACCAGUCGAGGAGUCCCCAGUCCAAUCAAUAUUUGCACAAAACUCUUGGGGAUUCUCCCUCACGACUCAGUCCUGCCAAAAAUCUCUCUGUGAAACGCUCACUUGCCUUGGACCCUUCUGACAUCCAAACCCCAAAAAAACAAAAGCUGUCAGAAAACUGUCUGCCCCUGCAGUCGCCCUCUCAUGCAGACUGUGGCACCAAUGGGGCUCGAAACUCCUCCAGUAACAGAAACUAUUGUGCGGUGACUAAAACCGAGCUGGCCAUAACCAAUAAUCAUCUUCAGGGAAACCCAGAUGGUUUGUAUUCACCACAGAAAGUCAGCACGCCGUCCGCUAUUUUCAAUCUAGAGGGGAAGGAACCAGCUCCCACUUUACCCAGUCCCAAGCCUCAACACAAUGGCACCUCUAUAUGCACUGAACAGCAGGUUGCCAAUGGCCAGCACAAAAAGAAAAGGUCCAAGAAACACAAAGACAAGGAGCGAGAUCGCUUAAAGCCAGCCUGGAUUGAGACUAGUCCAGACCUGAAGCAGAACCAAGAAAAUAAAGACCACGAGGGAGACAAAACUGAAGAACCACCCGACUAUUUAAAAAAAUACAGCACUGUAACGACACUGGAGCAGCAGCAACAGUAUCACAAUGACUUUUGUGCAGAGUACGAUGAAUAUAGAGCUCUUCACGACAGGAUCGGGUCCAUCACGGAGAUGUUUGUUCAGCUGGGCUCAAAGAUCAACACUCUCACGCCGGGAACACAGGAGUACAAGCUUAUGGAGGACCAAAUACUACAAAAGUAUCGAAAAUAUAAGAAAAAGUUUCCUGGGUAUCGGGAAGAGAAGAAGCGCUGCGAGUACCUUCACAAAAAACUGUCACAUAUCAAAGGCCUGAUUGCAGAAUAUGACAGAGCACAGGGACUAGUUUCCUAGUGAUUGCCCUCUACCCUCACCAGGUUGUAACAAAAGUGGACCAAACCAUCUCAAGGUGGACCCAAAGACUGCCCAGCCGGGUUCAGAAGAUGCUGAGACACUUCACUUUCCUCCUCAGAGUGUUAAUGGAAUAGAGAGUGUAAGGUUCUCUGUCAAAAGUGGGCCAGGACCACCUACUUUUGAUCAAAUGUUACACUUUAAAGCUCUUUUUAUGGCUGCAAGAGCUUGUUUCUGGUCUGACAUGACAAAUAUAAAGGAAAGGCCAACAGAUGUGAUCCUUCCUGCCUAACUACAUAAUUUUUUAAUUAUAUCUUUAAAACAGGUUGAAACUUUAAAGUAUUGAUUUGUAAGUAAUUAAGUGAUGGUACAAUCAAUCUUAGGGGUAUAAAAUUCCACUAAAGUGUUUAUAUUUAAAUACAAAAUUUGUGCAUUUUGAAGAUAGAAAAUAUAUUUAGGUGCAUCAAUUAUUCAGUUUACAAGAAAACAGGUUGACGAGAAAUAGAUCAUGCUAGUUAUAAAUGCACUGUAAGGCUUUUUAAAUUACAUAGACAAAAACUGGCAAAAUAAUCUACUGUAGAAUCUAUCUUGCUAAAAAUUCAUCCAAAAACCUGCAGAACUGAGACCUGAUCUGACAUUGAUCACUAAAGUAUAUGUGGAGUUGCUGCAAAGUUAAGGGUUGGAACCUGUGUCUUUGAGCUACAAUCAAAAUUUAAUGCUCGCUUAUGUUCUGUCUCAUUUCUCAGAAAUGCCACAAAAUGAAAACGUCAGAGUUUCUUUUUUAGUAAAUAUCUUUCUAAUGAGACUAUUGCCAUGAAAUUCACCAGAGGUCAGUAACAACCCAAGUAAUCCACACUUACAAAACUUUCAAUCCAAAUAAGUCUUUAAACUACGUGUAAAAAAGCAGAACGGCACAGGGGAUAUCGCUUACUUCAGUACUUAGUAAAAAAAAGCCUUUUUGGUAAUGACAAGCUGCUUCUUUGGUUAUCAUUGUCUUGUAUCCUUGUUUCACAUUUAGCAUCCUAGCAAUUGGUAGCAUUUUCUUUUUAAGAACGUUUUCCAACAUUUCUCCAGGGAUUCUUUCUUCAAUUAUAUGAAGUCUGCCAGUCGCCAUAUGCUGAAAAACAGUCCCACACGAUAGUGUUCCUACCUUCACACUUCACUGUUGGUAGGGUCUUUUUGAGGUAAUUCGAGUACCAAGUUCCCUCCAAACAUGGCAUGUUUGUAAUGAAGUUCAAAGUUUUGGUCUCAUUUGACCAGAACAUAUUCUCUUUGUAUUUCACUGGUCCGUCCAAAUGUUUUGCAGCAAAGUUUCAACAGGUUUCAAUGUGCUUUUUCUUCAAUAGUGGAGUUUGCACAGUACAUAUUGCAGCCAUAGCAGAUGAAUGCAUUAUUUCUUUGUCAGCAAUCUUGCAAAGAGCACUUGUUAUGGCUGGGUUAUGGUGAAAAGAUGUUCUUCACAUUUUAAUAGGCCUUUAGUCAGGAUUAAACUAUUAAUGAUAUUAAUUUCUACAGAUAAAAGGCAGUACUUUUCUUGGGUUUCAAUGCAUUCAUGCACCUCAUUUUCUACAAGUGAUAAUAUUGUGUUUCUUUCAAUUUUAUUACACAUAACUUCAUUCUGGGACUUACAUUUUUGAUUUAUUUGUAUGUGUGGAUUACUUGGGUAGUGACUGUCAUGGUGAAAUUUAUGUGGUUUGUGUCAACAAUUUAGUAAAAAUAAUACUGACAUGUUUGAUACCUAUCUUUCCCACUGUAUUAUCGCUGGAUUUCACAUAGUGCUGUGCACUUUUAGAGUCAGUUUCACACUAAUGUAGCCUACAUUGCCAUGAACUGCCUUUUUUUAUUACGAAAUGAUCAACUUAUUCAUCACUUGAGUCUUUUUAAAACAGGUUUACUUCUUUAGAAAUAAUGCUGUUCACACUAUAGAUGGAUGAUCAUUUUACUGUAUAAUUUUACUGCUGUUAAGGGCCUGGCUAAGUUCAAUGUGAGGUUUGGCUAAAAACAAUACAAUCUUACUAUACAAACGUAUAUGAGCGCUACAUUUAGGUGUUAUUCACACAAAUGUCACUGAAGUGUGUAAUUUAAGAGCCCACAAGAGGUUGGUUCUGCAAGGCUCUCAGUCCAAACUGCUUGGCUUCAGCUAAAUGUAAUGACAACUGAGAACACAAAGGGGUGCAUAUGAGGAUUUUAGAUGCUCAUAUAUAUAUAAAAUCUCAAGGUACAUCUGAUCAGCUACAAUCUGCAUUUUUGAUUUAACCCUAACCUCUGGUUCUGACAUAGAAAUUAGAGGACUUUUAGUUUGUCUCUGACCAUUUGCAUCACAGUAGCAGUACUCACGCCUGUUAUCUUAAGUGUCUUAUUAUGGAUAAAUGAAGUUUAACAUUUGCCUUGACAUGCACUGUAUAUGUCAGACAUUUCCAACUAUCCUGGUUGCCUGUGUCGCUCUAUGGUUCUGGUUUAUCUUGCAUAGUUCAGUGUUCUCCAAUCAUUUCUAUAAAUGGCUUUUAGUCCAGUUGUAGUUUUAGUUAUUGGUUAGUUCUUAUGUAGAAGUGGUCAAUUUGUUUUGUUUCUGUUUGUGCCAUGUACUUAUGUUUUGAUUUUUCCAUCAUUUGUUGUCUUAGUGUCUGGGUUAAUCAGACUGUACAGGAAUUUCAUUUUACCAUUCAAUUCUUUCAAAUUCCACUAUAGAAAACACAGAAUACCUGCAGAAAUCUAUAUAAAAUAAUUCGCUUUGCUUCUGAUGAUUUCUCAGUACAGAAAUUCUAAUGCAAAAUGUUUAGCAGAGUUUUUUGUCAUCAAACAAACCUUUUUAUAUGCGGUAUUGUGGUAUGUUUGAAGGAUUUGAGUAACACUUUGAGCACAUGUGAACCAACAACAAUUAUUGGCACUGACUACUGGAGCACAAAUAACUGUUAUCCUACAAGUUUUAAACCAGUUUCAAAAACUGAAAAUCAAAACAGACAGAUACAUAAUAAAAAUGCAAGAGCACAACUUAAAUACAUACUCAAAAUGAUUUAUUGGCAUUUUGCAGCGUUCCUUACUUGAAUUGGUCUUUCUUACUACUAUACAAAAAAAUGAACUGAAACAUUUAAGCAUGAUAAGUAUAGGUAAUAUUUUAUGAGGGAAAAAACUGUAAAUCUGACAGAAUAUGUACUAAUUGUGAAUUUUUUUAUUAUUUUUUAUUAACCUGUUGCAGGAACCAACUACUGAAGGUGCCUUUUCACUCAGAAAGGAGACAGAUUCAUCAUUAAUUAUUGAUUUACUGGGAAAAGUUUGACACUGUUGCCACUUUUUGAAAGUGCUUCAACCUAUUUUUGAUUAAUCUCAGAAGAUACCUUGCACAAUAUAUUGCAACAGGCAUAUUUAAUAAAUUAGAUAAAAGUUUUCCAGUGAUACAGACUUGGCCGUAUUGAGGCUCAUUUGGACACUAAAUAAAAGCCAGGUAUCCGCUUACAUGCACUUUUGAAGCAAAGGUCUAGAUUUCGGUUUUAUUUCAUCUUCCAAGUCAGUAAACUGCUUCCACAUUUUUUCCAUGAAGGUGUGCUUUAAUGGAUUGCUGGUACUAGCAACACCAGUGGAAAUGUGAACUAAAAGGUUUUGUCGACUAUAUAUUACAGCAUUCUCUCUGCUUGGAACAAUUUUAUUUAUUGCUCUGUAUGUCUGUACAUUUUUGGGGGAUUAUUUUGUGCAUUGUUUGGUCAUUCUUUGCACAGCCAAACUAAACCAUUGAAAGAGACAAUGGGAUAUACUGUAUUUUCGCAAUAUCCGGAUGCUUUAUCAUGUCAUCCUCUUGAAAAUAAUCUUUUACAACAUGUUUUGUCUCAAUGAAAUUCAAAUUAAAACCUUUUCAAUUGUA
Molecule: messenger RNA, 5660 nt
Organism: Girardinichthys multiradiatus
Lineage: Eukaryota; Metazoa; Chordata; Actinopteri; Cyprinodontiformes; Goodeidae
Product: RNA polymerase II elongation factor ELL
Exons: 12
Coding region: 29-1807 (592 amino acids)
Biological process (GO): positive regulation of transcription elongation by RNA polymerase II; transcription elongation by RNA polymerase II; snRNA transcription by RNA polymerase II
Cellular component (GO): transcription elongation factor complex
Molecular function (GO): cis-regulatory region sequence-specific DNA binding
Source: RefSeq, a predicted model, not a curated record